AUGGCCUUUGACUGGCACGAAAUUCAGCACCAGUCAAGUGGACAGCUCUCAGCAGCAAGCUUUGCUGUCACUUCCAAACUGCUUUGUGUGAGUAACGACUCUGUUUCUGUCUGCUCUGCUGCUUUAGGUGGUUUAUCCUUAUGGCUGGUGACCUGGUUGAUCAUUGGCAAGCCCAACGUGGCUCUGGGCUGUCCUCGCCUGUGCGUGUGCUACCCUUCACCCAUGACUGUCAGCUGUCAGUCCCAGAACUUCACCACGGUGCCAGCUGGUGUUCCGUUUGACUCGCAACGCGUGUUCCUGCAGAACAACCAGAUCACCGAGCUGCGUGUGGAUUCCUUCGGCUUUGAGACACAGGUUCUCUGGCUGUAUUCCAACAACAUUUCUUGGAUCGAGCCUGGAGCCUUCAGUGAAUUGAGAGAGUUAGAAGAGCUGGACCUGGGAGACAACCCGAAUCUGCGGCAGCUGGAUGGGGGCGUCUUUCGGGGGCUGGAGAAACUGCAGAGCCUGCACAUGCAUCGCUGCGGGCUGGCAAUUCUCCCCCAUGACCUCUUCCACAAGCUCUACAGCCUGCAGUUCCUCUACUUACAGGAGAACCAGAUUCACUUCCUGCCGGACGACCUGUUCUCUGAUCUGGUCAACCUCACCCACCUCUUCCUCCAUGGCAACCGCAUCCGCACGCUGUCCGAGAAUGUCUUAAGAGGCCUGGUGAACCUGGAUCGCUUGCUGCUGCACGAAAACCGGAUCAAGCAGAUCCACCGGAAGGCCUUCCGGGACCUUGGCCGGCUCACCAUUCUCUACCUUUUCAACAAUUCCAUUUCAGAGCUCCCUGGGCAGGUGUUGAGGGACUCCGCCUCCAUCCAGUUCCUGAGGCUCAACGGAAACCCCUGGUCGUGCGGCUGCGAGGCCCGUGCCCUCUGGGAGUGGUUCCGCAAAUCUCGCGUGUCCACCUCCGAGCUGCUCUGCAGCUCACCUUCGCCUAAACGUGGGUCCGACCUCCGCUUUCUCCGAGAGAUGGACUUUGCCCUGUGCCCCCUGCCUGACCCAGGCUCCCUGGCAGGGACCACCACCACCACCUUCAGCACCAAGACUCGCUGGUGGUUCUCCAAGUCCAAGCCUGUCUCCAGCUCCAAGGGCAUUUUCAGCAAGAGCUCCGAAUUGGUCAAGGCCUUCCCCUUCUCCUCAGGCAAGCCCCUCAACCCAUCCACCUCCUCCACAUCAUUUUCCACAAAGUAUGAGAUCGGGGAAGAGGAGGCCGCUCUGCCAAAGCUGGAUCCGGAGGAGUACUGGGCCAACUACGGAAAUGAAGAUGCCUCAGUGCGCUGCUUCGAGCUCGAAUGUCCGCCCGGCUUCGACUCCCCCGUGUUGCCUUCCUCCUCCCCGUCCUCUUCCUCCUUCUUCCUCUCCCUGCUCUCCCUAGCCAUCACCCUGCUCUUCUUUCAGUUCCUCUUUGGUUGAUACCAUCCCCCUCGAUGCUCCCUUUCCCAUUUUCGAGAACUUGUUUCUCGAAACCCUCUUUGCCUCUUCUCUCCACUUUCUUUGCAAACCUGUGUCUUGAUUCUGCUCAGUUUGGCUCCUAGACCACUGGCGGUCUAACGGGCGCUACACUGAUGGAAGGUACGACAGGGCAGCAGGGAGAUUACCAACAGCCGCAGGCAGCUGCUUAGACCCGGCGAAGGAGAAGCUAGCGCUACCGGCCGGCAUUGUAAUAACGGUAAUCGAACUUACUUAGAAGCACAACGGUAAUGUCGUUAGCUACUAAGCACACUAACACAUUUCAACUGUCAUGACUACAGCAAAUUCCUUUUAUGCCUGCUGCUGUUACUGUGACUAUUAAAACUACUGUAGUAACAUGGCUAUUACACCUAUGUUAUUACACAGCUGUAAGACCUGGUUAUAUAAUUUCAAGCAAUGCAUUGAAAUUUAGGUUAUUACAAGCCCCCAACACUGUGGGCAUUGAUAGUUUUAUACAAACUACUUUCUUACUGCUAAUAUUGACAUCUGAGCUCGAUGAGCAGCACUUCUCAUAGAAGACAGAAUCUUAUACGAUGAGCACCACUUGCUCUAUUAUCCUCAUAAUAGGCUCUCAUUAUAAUUAAUCGCACACCUCUUGUAAACAGUAAAUCAGUAAAUGCAUGUCUGCUACCAUUCAGAAGAUUUCUAAUAUAUAUAAUAAUUGGAAAUCUGGCAAAAAUCCAGGACCUGACAUGACGAUAUAGCCAUCAAAACUGCAAAUCUGAAAUAUGCCUAGUUCUGAAAAACGAAUACAAAUCAACACUGAAUUAGAUUUCUAAGAAAAGCAAGUCAAGAGGAAAAAAAUUACUACGGUAAUUAUCACGGCAAUUAGUUAAAAGAUGAGUCUUCGCUUGGAGAAAGGCAUGAGGAGAAGAGGAAGGGGAGCGAGAUCGUGGCACGGUGACAGGCCAAGGGAGAGUAGGAAGGAGGCGGAGCCAAAGGAAGAGGAACAGGAAGUGCAGAGUAACCCCAAGCUAGUUGAGAUGAGUUCUUUCCAGAUCUGAUUGUUUUGCUACUCACCAGCACUGAUAUUUUACAAUUCAUACCAUGUAAAUACUUUAAUAUUUUCCUUUGUAUAUAGCAACACUGUGGAUCAUAACAUAUGUAGUUAUUCUUAGUAGUGGCUGUUGCCAUGGUUAUUAACGUAUUUUAUGUUAAAUGUUAGGAGAGAUACAAUGGGCCAGUUAAGUUACUGGAUUGAGGAAGAAAAGGCACGUUUAAUCGCCCUUGGAUUAAACUUUUUUUUUUUUUAAGUUGAACUAAUUCAGACAAGGUUUAUUUUCUUUCACGGUAUUCACUGUGAGAAUUUCAGAUACCUUCCAAACUCAGCAUAAACUGAAGCACAGAAAUCGGCAGCUGAUUGAAGGAAAAAUGCUUGCAAAACCUCCGCAGAAACACUUUUAGAAAACUGGUUUAAUUAUUCGCCAGUUAACAUUUCCAAAAUAUGGACUAGCGAAAAGCCACAUUUGAGUUUGGUGUAUCACCACAACUGUGAAAAAAAUGCAUAUGAAGGUAAACCACUUGAUUGGACAGCUACCCACUGUUAUUUGACGAGCCAUCUGGACUGUCGAAUGGACUGACCGCAAACAAAUCUCGACUCAGACGGCCCGGGGCUGGGAUUCCGGCGCUGCCGACUGACGGAUGAGCUCGCUGACGUGCCAGCUGUACUGCGACGCUCCACGGUCUCCUGCCAAAGAGUCUGAAAGCUCUAGAUGGCGCGAUUCCUCUGUAACACGCCGAGACUCACCAGGACGGCGGUGGACCAGAGGUGGGGCGAUUAAUGGGUGGCGCUGUGUGAAGCAGUCGCUCCGCUCCUAGCCCCUCACGUUCGCUAGCCGGCUCAGCGGCUCGCGGGUUGCGUCAGGGCUGGUGGGAGUCGGAGUGGGAGUGCUGACGCAAUCUGUACCCCCCACCCCCACCGUUUUGUCACAUGAUUUCCAGCUGGACAGCUCUCUGUUAGAGGAUCACUGUAAACACCGGGAGCACAGGGGCACAGAAGCUAAAUCCAGAUCAGUCGGCCUAAUUUACUGUUUUCCCUUCUUUUCAAUAGACUGACUGAUUAAUGCCUUCACCUUUCAUGCUGAAAUCUGAGUGCAGUCCUUCCUAUACUGUUAUGAUAUGGAAAUCACAUUCCUGUUAAACACUGGCUGUAGGCAUUCAGGAUAAAAUAUGUUUUAUUUCCCAUUAAUGAAUGUACCCAGAAAGUGAGAAGUUAAGGUGUGGGUCCAGUGGGUCGUUUUGUCUGCUCUCUUGGAAGAGUUCUGUUGUAAUGCAUAUCGGUUGAGUCAGAACUAAAUUGCAUACGGGUGACGCUGGUGAGAUCAAUACAGCCCAUUCUGGUAUUCAUACUGAACCUCGAGUGGCCUUCUUCGUGGGGGGCUCAGCACCAGGUGAGGAGUGCACCAGCCCCACCGCCGUUUCUGUGCGCACCUGUGAGUGUCAAGACUGCGUGGCAGUUUGUGACACUCUGCGCAAGAGGACGGACGUCUGUUUUUUUUUUUUCUCUACUGUUGCCUUGAAUGUAACUGUUGGUGUGGUGAACUUGGUCUUUGCUAUGGAUUUUAAAAUAAAAAAGCAGAAAUCCCUAAA
Molecule: messenger RNA, 4101 nt
Organism: Paramormyrops kingsleyae
Lineage: Eukaryota; Metazoa; Chordata; Actinopteri; Osteoglossiformes; Mormyridae
Source: RefSeq, a predicted model, not a curated record